AUUUUCUUUUUGACUUUUUUUUUUCAUACAAAUGAAAGCACAGAGAAGAGAGAACCAGACCAAAUUGUCUCUUUAUAAUAGUUAUGAAAUCACCAUAUAUAAGAGGUUAUAUUAAAAACCCGAUGUAAAAAUUUAGAUAUAAAGAGAAUUAAUGUCAUUGUCAGAGACAAGUAAUCGCUCGUCCCUCAGUUGCCUACUUUUCUUCCAUGCUUCGUGCUUAGUAGUAGAAAAGCUGGAAUGAUAUUUAUCUUUAGUAUUAGUGUGGUUCUUCUCCUAGCGGCAUAAUAGACCAUUCAGGGGCAUAGAGAAGUAGUUGAGCAAUGGAGGGAAGUGAAAUAGUUGAAGCUGAAAAUAAGUUUGGUUUGCCUCCUAUCCCACCUUUAACUGUUGGGAUAGCUAUUGAUGGAAAAAGGAAAAGUAAAUAUGUGGUGUAUUGGGCAUUGGAGAAGUUCAUACCAAAGGAGAAUGUUGUCUUCAAGUUGUUACAUGUGCGCCCAAAGAUUACUGCCGUCCCUACACCAAUGGGAAAUUUCAUUCCAGUAUCACAAAUACGAGAUGAUGUAGCAGCAGCUUACAGGAAGGAAAUGGAGUGGCAGACAAGUCAAAUGCUUCUUCCUUUCAAGAACAUAUGUACUCGGAGAAAUGUGCAAGUAGAUGUCGACAUGAUUGAAUCGAAUGACGUGGCUAAGGCAUUAGCAGAGGAAGUCGCUAAGUGCACUAUCAAUAAGCUUGUUAUAGGGGCUCCAUCUCGUGGCAUGUUUACAAGGAAACCCAAGGGAAAUAAUCUCUCCUCGCGAAUAUCCGAUUGCAUCCCAAAUUUUUGCACGGUGUAUGCUGUUUCAAAAGGAAAAUUGUCAUCUAUCCGGCCAUCUGAUCUGGAGACAAAUGGUAGCACUAGAGAUGACAGUAGUGUUACAAGUUCAAGUAGUAGCUCAUCAGGGCGCACUUUGAGCUCGCAAACAGAUGCUGCCUCAGUCACUUCAUUUUCUCAAAUCCAUUCUCCUUCCUUGCUGAUACAGCGAUUUCAAGCUCUUUCAACUAUAAACCAGGGCCUCCUUCAUACAAGAACAAAUUCCAUCGAGACCAAUCAUUCAAGAUCCCAGUUUCUGGAUAAUGAACUUCAGGCUGUUUCAACUAUAAACCAGGGCACUCUUCAUACAAGAACAAGUUCUAUAGAGACCAGUCAUUCAAGAUGCCAAUCUCUGGAUAUGGAGGAAGGCAAAUAUGCAGCAAGUUCUUGUCCCAAUAAUUCAGAAUUUGGAAAUCCAGUCAGUCAGAGUUCUAGUUGCAGAAGUUUGCCGACUGAUUACCAGUCAUGGGCAUCUGAUCAAGCUUCCACCUCAGAUGCGCUUACAGAUUAUUCUUCAUCUGGCAGCCAGGCAAAUUUUAACUUUGAGCUAGAAAAGCUUAGGAUUGAACUAAGACAUGUUCGAGGAAUAUAUGCAAUGGCUCAAAAUGAGGCAAUUGAUGCUUCUCGAAAGUUGAAUGAUUUGAAUAAACAUCAUUUGGAGGAAGCCAUAAAGCUCAAGGAAAUAAACCGCAGGGAGAAGGAAGCUGAAGAAUUGGCAAGACAAGAGAAGGAAAGGAGCGAAGCUGCAAUAAAGGAAGCUGAAUUCAUAAGGGAAUGCACUGAAAGAGAAGCUUCACAAAGGCAAGAAGCCGAGCUUCAAGCCAUUCGUGAUGCCAAAGAAAAAGAGAAGCUUGAAAAGGCGCUCAUAGGUAAAGUGGAGCAAUACCAGAAGUACACAUGGGAAGAGAUUGUGUCUGCUACCUCUUCAUUCUCAGAGAAUCUUAAAAUUGGAAUGGGAGCAUAUGGAACAGUGUAUAGGUGCAGUUUGCAUCAUACAACUGCAGCAGUGAAAGUCCUUCACUCAAAAGAGAACUCUAAUUACAAGCAAUUUCAGCAGGAGCUUGAGAUCUUGAGUAACAUUCGUCACCCUCACUUGCUUAUCCUUCUUGGUGCGUGUGCUGAUCAUGGUUGCCUAGUUUACGAGUAUAUGGAGAAUGGUAGCUUGGACGAGAGGCUACUAAGGGUGAACAAUACACCAGCCAUCCCAUGGUAUGAAAGGUAUCGAAUUGCUUGGGAAGUGGCCUCAGCUCUUGUAUUUCUUCACAACUCCAAGCCAAUGCCAAUUAUUCAUCGUGAUCUGAAACCAGCUAACAUCCUGCUGGACCAGAACUUUGUGAGCAAGAUUGGUGAUGUAGGGCUCUCAACAAUGCUUAAUUCAGAUGCUUCCACUGCAACCACCAUGUACAAGGAAACAGGGCCAGUUGGAACACUCUGCUACAUAGAUCCUGAGUAUCAAAGAAGUGGGUUGAUUUCUUCGAAGUCUGACGUUUAUGCCUUUGGGAUGGUGAUUUUGCAGCUGCUGACUGCAAAACCAGCAAUCGCAUUGACACACAUGAUGGAAACAGCAAUUGAUGAUGAUCGUUUAUCCGAGAUGUUAGAUUCAGAGGCUGGGAAAUGGCCACUUGAAGAGACAAAAGAACUGGCUUUAUUGGGAUUAAGCUGCGCAGAGUUACGCCGUAGGGACAGACCUGAUUUGAAAGAUCAAGUACUUCCCACACUUGAGAGAUUGAAGGAGGUUGCUGAUAGGGCAAGAGAUACAAUUUCCAAGGUUCAACGCACACCUCCUAACCACUUCAUUUGCCCAAUACUUAAGGACAUAAUGUUCGAUCCUUGUGUUGCUGCGGAUGGAUACACGUACGACCGCAGAGCAAUUGAGAAGUGGCUUGAAGUGAAUGAUAAAUCACCCAUGACUAAUUUGGCUUUGGCAAAUAAAAAUCUAUUACCAAAUUACACACUUCUGUCUGCAAUUAUGGAAUGGAAGUCCAGUAAUCAAUGACCAUUUCCUCAUCUUCAUUCUUCAAUUUAACUCAGAAAGGGAGUUUUUGUAGCUAGCAUGCAUGAAUGGUUUUGUAAAGUAUAUUCAGUUGGUUUGGUGACAUGUCACGACUGUUUGGCAAUUCUCAGUUGGAGAAAUUCUUAGGUAAGGUGACGUCAUCUGUAGACUAAAUCAAUUGUAUGGUGACAUGUAAUUUUAUUUAUUAUAUUUUCAUUGAUCGAAUUUUAAUCA
Molecule: messenger RNA, 3077 nt
Organism: Ricinus communis (castor bean)
Lineage: Eukaryota; Viridiplantae; Streptophyta; Magnoliopsida; Malpighiales; Euphorbiaceae
Product: U-box domain-containing protein 35
Exons: 10
Coding region: 321-2846 (841 amino acids)
Biological process (GO): protein phosphorylation; protein ubiquitination
Molecular function (GO): ATP binding; ubiquitin-protein transferase activity; protein kinase activity
Source: RefSeq, a predicted model, not a curated record